Molecule: messenger RNA, 3315 nt
Organism: Salvelinus namaycush (lake trout)
Lineage: Eukaryota; Metazoa; Chordata; Actinopteri; Salmoniformes; Salmonidae
Gene: ptar1
Product: protein prenyltransferase alpha subunit repeat containing 1
Exons: 7
Coding region: 1-1422 (473 amino acids)
Biological process (GO): protein prenylation
Cellular component (GO): cytoplasm
Molecular function (GO): protein prenyltransferase activity
Source: RefSeq, a predicted model, not a curated record
AUGGCAGAGACGGAGAAUGAGGUGGAGGUAUUGGUUCAGAGAGUUGUAAAAGAUAUCAAUAACGCCUUCAAGAGAAACCCCAAUAUUGAUGAGAUAGGUCUGAUCCCGUGUCCAGAGGUCAGGUAUAACCGCAGCCCCAUCGUGCUGGUAGAGAACAAGUUGGGGGUGGAGAGCUGGUGUGUCAAAUACCUGCUACCCUACGUCCACAACAAGCUACUGCUCUACAGGCAGCGCAAACAGUGGCUGGACAGGGAAGCUCUGGUAGACAUCACCUGCACUCUGCUGCUGCUCAACCCAGACUUCACCACUGCUUGGAAUGUCAGGAAGGAACUGCUACAAUGUGGAGCCCUGAGUCCAGAGAGAGACCUGUACCUGGGGAAACUGGCCCUCACCAAGUUCCCCAAGAGCCCCGAGACAUGGAUACACAGGCGCUGGAUACUACAGCAGGUGUUACGGGAGUGCUCUUCCCCCGGGCCGGACAGGAAGGAGCAGGGGGACGGUGAUCGGCGUGACGCAGCAGAGAAGACGCGUCUGAGUGAGCACCUCCACAGGGUUCUACACGAAGAGAUGAAGGUGUGUGCCGACGCCGCCGGCCGUUACCCUAGCAACUACAAUGCCUGGUCGCACCGUGUUUGGGUUCUGCAGAACAUGGCCCCGGGCAACCUCAAGGUCCUCCAUGAUGAGCUCUCCUCUAUGCGUCAGUGGGUCUCCAUGCACGUGUCGGACCACAGUGGCUUCCACUACCGCCAGUUCCUGCUCAAGGCCCUGGUCAGGGAGCUCAGCCAGUCCCUGUCCUCCUCCUCUCCCCAGCACUACCAUCCUCAGCCCAGCUCUAGCCACAGCCCCCACAAAGCCAACCCCCACCACCAGGCCAACGGAGAGCCCACAGCAGCAGCCCCCUGCCCCUCUCCCCCCUCCCCAGAGGACCUGGCCUCGGUGCCGGCAUUGCCCCAGCUCUUCCACCAGGAGGUGGAACUAUGUACUGACCUCAUCAAGUCCUUCCCCGGACACGAGACACUCUGGUGUCACAGGCGACACGUCUUCUACCUCUGGCACCACUGGAGGAGGGACCACCACUACGGCCAGGGCUUUGGCAGCGAGUCUCCCCAACCGAACCACACCGAUGCUGGGCUGAGCAGCCACCCUCACACGGCCUGCCCUGGAGGUGUGGGUCUAGACAGGGUGCAGCGCAGGAAUGGACAGGCUCAGGAGGGUCAGGAUGCCAUGGAAGUGGACGGGGUUGGGGUCCCGGACCCCCGUGACACCAAGCGCCUGAAGAGGGGUCCCCCUGGCCCCUGCCCCCCUGCUCUGUCCUCAGAGCACAGCUUCGUAGCCAGUGUCCUGGACAGCUGCCGCUCCCCUGAGCAGGGACGCUUCGCCCUCGCAUACAGGAAGUGGCUGGACUCUGUUAUUGGUCAGUGAGAUAUAGACUAACUCUGUCAUUGGUCAGUGAGAGGAUAUACUUCCUGUUCCACCGGAGAUGGGCAGCGGUUAGAAGUUUCCCACCUGCACAGAUCUAGCAUCCUCUCACCCUUACCCAACCCCUAACCUUAACCAUUAGGGCGAGAACUGCUAAGAACUGUCCCUAGAUCAGCGUCUAGUGGCUGGUCAAUUCAUCCUAUUCUUCAAUACUCGUGAAGGUGGCUGGGGGUCUCUGAUAGGUCAAGUAAUUUGUGGCCCCUCGCACCCUCCUGAAAAUGCCUGGACUCUGAUUCAUCCGCAGAGCUUUGUCUGGGAAUGGAAGUCUGAGAAGGGCUAUUCUCUGGAAGAGUACAGUCUGUCUCCUUGGCCUGUUUGUCUGUUAGUAGUCUUAGUUCAGGUCUCUCUCAAUGUUAGGGACUAGAACAACCAUUCUGUCAGUCCUUUUAGUUGUUUCACUUAUGAGAUCCAUGUCUCCGUUUCAUUCAUCAUGUCACUGUUUCAUUCCUUUUGUCUCCCACUACCUGUAGAAGAAUAGCCUAUGUGAAGCUGCCAUGGUUAUCUGUUAUCCAUCACUAAUCUUGUUGUUUUCUAGUCAGUUCUGCUGACUACUUUGAGAUGAGCAGUGCAGCAAACAAUGAAUUGUCAACAUACAAAAACAAAGAAGGAAAAACUAGUCAAGCCAUUACUGAUGUGUCGCUACGGACAACCGUACAACUAUAAAACCUUAAGACAGAGCACAACCAUGAACCAACCAAACUCUAAGACCCUAUGAUCUGUGAACCGUACAAGUUAGACAUCUUGGUGUCAUCAUAAUAAACCUUAUGGUGUGCUCUAAAAUAUGGAGUAUGACUAGAUUCUGAAAUACAAUUUUCACAUUAAUUUAUUCAACAUAAACUACCCCUUUUUUUUUGUUUUUUUUUGUUCAUGUUAAGACGUGUUUGGAACAAUAUACUCUACUAGUACAUCACAUUUCCAGAGUGGGCUCUCUGCUAAUACUGAAGGUAUGAGCUAUGUUAUUAUCACCACCAGCACAUUGAAUGGGAAAUGGAUUCAAAGGGAACGCCCUCUGCUGGUGACUUGCUGAAUGUGCAAUCCUAAAGAAGGGCUGUGAUAGGUCAUGCAUGAACCAAUGUCAAUUUCUAUGUGUAAAAUGGGUCAUAUUAUUAAAAGUACCAGAGAUCCAACUCUGGAAAUGUGAUGUUUGAAGAGUAUAGUGUUUGUUUUUAUUGUUGAAAAAUCAAUAAGGGUAGUUGAGAUAUUAAUAUUUUUUAUGUUGAAUAAAUAAAUGUGUAUUUCAGAAUACUCCAUAUUUGAGAGAACACUAAGGACUAUAACGAUACCAAGAUGUUGUCUGUAUCGUGUACGGUUCACAGAUCAUAGGUUCUUACAGGAGGCAUGUAUAGGUCUAAAAAGGGCCUUAUUAAAUUACAUUUCAUCCUGAUUUUCAAAAAAAAAAAAAGUUUGUGAUACAAAUGUAAAAAAGCAUGUUAAUAAACAUCCUUCCUCCCAGUGGAGUUCCUAUGUGAGACCAAUCUGAGAUACCCCAAAAAAACAUUUUCCACUCCUGCUGCUGUGGAAUUGCCCUUAUAGGUUUGAUCUUCACAUCGUUUUGUGUCCCAAAUGGCACCCUAUUCCCUUCUUAGUGCACUACUACCCAUAGGGCUCUGGUUAAAAGUAGUGCACUAUAUAGCGCAUAGGGUGUCAUUUGGGAGGCAUACAUUGACUCUCCAGGAGUGGUUGCUGCUUUGUUUCUGUCUGUUCUGUUUCACCCUGUUAGUGGUACUCUUAGUGAUCAAAUCAAACUUUUAUCAGUCACAUGCGCCGAAUACAACAGGUUUAGACCUUACUGUGAAAUGCUUACUUACAAGCCCUUAACCAACAGUGCAGUUCAAG